Messenger RNA from Hibiscus syriacus, 1629 nucleotides. Its product is annotated as cytochrome P450 86A22-like. Gene Ontology annotation, molecular function: heme binding; monooxygenase activity; oxidoreductase activity, acting on paired donors, with incorporation or reduction of molecular oxygen. The coding region runs from base 27 to 1610 and encodes 527 amino acids. NCBI's taxonomy places the organism in Eukaryota, Viridiplantae, Streptophyta, Magnoliopsida, Malvales, Malvaceae. The transcript has a single exon. The record is from RefSeq and is a predicted model, not a curated record.
UCUGGUUCAAGUUCAUCGCUGAUCAAAUGGAUGCAUCAGCGGCUUUUAUGAUCAUAUCAGCCCUAGUGGCUUAUUUAGUCUGGUUCAGGUUCAUCGUCCGGUCACUCAACGGUCCCCGUGUCUGGCCUUUGUUGGGCAGUCUUCCGGGGCUGAUCGAGAACUCAAACUCCAUGCAUGAGUGGAUCGCGGACAACCUCCGCGCGUGUGAAGGCACGUACCAGACAUGCAUCGCCGCGAUUCCAUUUUUGGCUCGGAAGCAAGGUCUCGUGACUGUCACGUGUGAUCCCAAGAACUUGGAGCAUAUUCUGAAGGGCCGGUUCGAUAAUUAUCCCAAGGGGCCUAACUGGCAAUCCGUUUUCCAUGAUUUGCUUGGUGACGGGAUCUUCAAUUCGGAUGGUGACACGUGGCUGUUCCAGCGUAAGACUGCCGCGUUGGAAUUUACCACCAGGACGUUGCGUCAAGCCAUGUCGCGGUGGGUUAGCCGGGCCAUCAAGUAUAGAUUUUGCCCGAUUCUUGAAUCGGCUCAACUUCAACGAAAGCCGGUUGAUUUUCAAGACCUAUUGCUUCGGCUCACUUUCGACAACAUAUGUGGCUUGACAUUCGGCAAGGAUCCACAGACGAUAUCGCCGGGACUUCCCGAGAACGGCUUCGCAUCGGCUUUCGAUCGAGCCACGGAAGCCACGCUCCAACGGUUUAUUUUGCCCGAAAUCAUAUGGAAGCUGAAAAAAUGGUUUGGGCUCGGGAUGGAAGUCACGUUGAGCCAAAGCCUGGACCACAUGGAUAAAUACUUGUCCGAAAUCAUUAAUACACGUAAGCUUGAAUUGGUGAGUCAGCAUCAAGCUGAGACCCCACACGAUGACUUGUUAUCUCGUUUCAUGAGAAAGAAGGAAUCCUACUCGGAUGAAUUCCUCCAACACGUGGCAUUGAAUUUCAUCCUAGCUGGACGUGACACAUCAUCGGUUGCGCUAUGCUGGUUCUUCUGGUUUGUCAGUCAAAAUCCGAGGGUUGAAGAGAAGAUCGUCGCCGAAAUUUCCACCGUUCUGAUGGAGACACGUGGUGCUGACACCUCCAAAUGGGUAGACGAACCCCUUGUGUUCGAAGAAGUUGACCGAUUGAUAUACCUCAAGGCAGCAUUAUCCGAGACAUUAAGACUCUACCCUUCCGUACCACAAGACUCAAAGCAUGUAAUAGCCGAUGACGUCUUGCCUAACGGGACAUUCGUCCCUGCUGGAUCAAACGUCACAUACUCAAUAUAUUCAGUCGGCAGAAUGAAAUUCAUAUGGGGUGAAGAUUGCUUGGAAUUCAAACCAGAAAGGUGGCUAUCCAAAGACGGCAAGAAGUUCGAGCCCAAAGAUCCAUAUAGAUUUGUUUCAUUCAACGCCGGGCCUCGAAUUUGUUUAGGGAAAGAUUUAGCUUAUCUUCAGAUGAAAUCGAUAGCUGCGGCAGUGCUGCUCCGACACCGACUUACCGUGGCAGCCGGACACCGAGUAGAGCAGAAGAUGUCACUAACACUGUUCAUGAAAUAUGGACUGAUGAUGGAGGUGCAGCCAAGAAAUCUGAAGUCUGUCCUGGACAAAGCAUGCAAAGUUGGGGGAAAUGGAUAUGCUUGAAUUCCAGUGAAAAUUUGUA